Messenger RNA from Dicentrarchus labrax (European seabass), 2075 nucleotides. RefSeq names its product paired box protein Pax-5-like. The record is from RefSeq and is a predicted model, not a curated record. Gene Ontology annotation, molecular function: DNA-binding transcription factor activity, RNA polymerase II-specific; RNA polymerase II cis-regulatory region sequence-specific DNA binding. NCBI's taxonomy places the organism in Eukaryota, Metazoa, Chordata, Actinopteri, Moronidae. Bases 1194 to 1916 code for a protein of 240 amino acids. Gene Ontology annotation, biological process: regulation of transcription by RNA polymerase II; anatomical structure development. The transcript has 7 exons.
GUUAAAAAAAAAAAAACUUUACCCGGCGUUUCCGGGUGUUAAAAUGUUGGACAACAAAAACCGCCCCCAGCGUUUAAAAACAAAAAGUUUGGCUAAAAGUUUAACCCCCUAAACUCUGGGUGGAUUUGGUUUGUACAUUUUUAUCGUAAUUUGUAAUAUAGAAGUCAAAAAGUAAUGAAUAUUAUAUAACAGGAAUGUUAUAAAUGACGAUUCCCAUAGCAACGACUUCCAAUUUAAUUUAAUUUAAAUGUAUCCUAGCUGAACAGGAAACUAAAUUAAGUACUUAAUUUAAGUAAAUACCUCAAAUCUGUGAGCAUAUCUCAAGAAUACAAGUGUAACUCUACUCACAUUACACCACUGGCCUACAUGUUAAUAUAAACAUACUUAUGUACUUAUGUAAUGUAAAGUGUAGCCCUAUUUAAUCACACUGAGUCACCAUUGACCCAAAUGGUGGAAUGUAGGUUUCUAGGCUACUACUUCUCAUUUCUUCAUUUAGUGUAUCUGAAUCAGCCCAUUUCACUGAGGAGAUUUAUGCUUUUAAUGCGAAAUAAGCAUUGUGGUUUUUCCGUAUGUUAAUGAGGAUUUCAGGGGCUUUAACCUGAGGGCGUUACAUUCUACAUUAAAAACUAUAUAUAAACUUAAACCAGCCUAAAUACAUUUAAAUUUGAACAUAGGCCAACCAAACUUAAAUGGAUUUAGCAGGUUAUUACCACACCAGAAUAACAUUCCUGGUAACUUUUGAUUUCAUAUUGGGCUUUAUACGUACCAUCUUUUGUCCCAUUUCACUGUGUGUAUUGAUAAUUGUUGAGACCAGCAUUUAGAAAAACAAAUAAAAUGUUAGUAAAUAAAAUAAAAUAGUUAACUGAAUGAAAAAUCCUAUGAAUGCAUAUUGUGGUGUCUCGUUGUGCAUUAAAUCCUGGCUCCUCCAGCUCUGAUCACAUGAACUGACUCUUCAGCCUUUACCACUAAAAGCAAGAAGAAAAUGGAGCGCGUGCACCUGUGCGUGUGCGUCCAAUCAAAGGCUCGUGCCGCUGUCCACCGCACGAGUGCUGAAGACUGCUGCCACUCCGCACGGCAAACAAAAUACAUACGGGACAAACAUCUGAACAGUGCUCUCUUUAAUGAAAAGAAACUUUGAGUGAGAAGCACUUUGUUCCAGCACCGUGUAGAAGUUACCUACAGAGCGCGAGCUGAUGGACGCGAGCUUCGGACAGGUGCCACUCACCGUGACGCACAGGCACGGCGGGGUGAACCAGCUCGGCGGUGUCUUCAUUAACGGGCGUCCGUUACCGCACGUGGUGAGACAGCGCAUCGUGGAGCUCGCUCAACGGGGCGUGCGUCCCUGCGAGAUCUCCCGCCGUCUGCGCGUGAGUCACGGCUGUGUCAGCAAAAUACUGGCCAGGUAUAAUGAGACGGGAAGCAUCAGACCGGGAGUGAUUGGAGGCUCUAAGCCUAAAGUGGCCACUCCCAGAGUCGUGCAAAUGAUCCUGCAUCUGAAACACACCAACCCCACCAUGUUCGCUUGGGAGAUCCGAGACAGACUGCUGCUGGAGCGAGUGUGCGACCACGACAGCGUGCCCAGCAUCAGCUCAAUCAACAGGAUCAUCAGAAACAAAGUCCAGUCGGGGUCUUGUGACGUUGUGUCAUCAGCAUCACAUGUUGCCAUGGAAACAGCCUAUCCCUCCGAGUCCACCUACUCCAUCAGUGGAAUUCUGGGAAUCAGGAAAUGCAGCAGCAAACGUAAGGAAGAAGGAGAAUUCUCCUGCAGUGACUACUACGACCAGCCGUGUUCCUGUAAUGACGCCUGGGGAUGGUCUGACCCCUGCCUGACCUCUUUUUCCAGCCUCACCUUUUACCCCGGCCUGCCAGCUAAUCAUGAUCCAGACCUCUUAGGGCCUCCGUGUCAUUACAGCUGAACUAGGCUGCAAAACACCUCAGAAGAAAGAACAUCAUCCUCUCAGUGCCAAAAACAGGAUUUCAUAUUGACUGAAAUUGUGAUUAUUACAACAUGACUGCCAUCAAGACAGAAACCUUAAUCAGUUACCAACAUGUUUAAAUAAAACUGAAAAGACAUA